AUGCCUUGCAAAGGAGACUUGUUGCUGGUUGAGUAUUCCGUGAAGCCGGGCACUUCAAACAUGAACAUCCACACCGUGAGCCCCUUAAGCUUCCAGAAUAUGGAUGAGGUAUGUAUUACCAGUACUGAUGGAAAAACUGGUGUGGUGGAAUCCUGUGUCUUUUUUACUGUGGAUUCCAUCCAGAAGCCUUCUGAUUAUACUCCGGAGUUGUAUGACAUCGUGAAUGUGGUCGCUGUGGACAGCAUUCAACCAAACUGUUCUUGGAGAGCAGUGUCAAUGAUCCCAGUGGAAAUGUGCAUUGACCAAGCCUUGUAAUUCACCAUUAUUUAUAAGGCUCUGGUUUAAUAAAACAAAAUGAGCAUGUAAUCUAAA
Messenger RNA from Peromyscus eremicus (cactus mouse), 372 nucleotides. RefSeq names its product cancer/testis antigen 55-like. Lineage: Eukaryota; Metazoa; Chordata; Mammalia; Rodentia; Cricetidae. Bases 1 to 315 code for a protein of 104 amino acids. The record is from RefSeq and is a predicted model, not a curated record. The transcript is spliced from 2 exons.